Messenger RNA from Molossus molossus (Pallas's mastiff bat), 1485 nucleotides. It is a transcript of the gene GCNA, whose product is annotated as germ cell nuclear acidic peptidase. The transcript has 12 exons. Gene Ontology annotation, cellular component: nucleus. NCBI's taxonomy places the organism in Eukaryota, Metazoa, Chordata, Mammalia, Chiroptera, Molossidae. The record is from RefSeq and is a predicted model, not a curated record. Bases 1 to 1485 code for a protein of 494 amino acids.
AUGGGGCGGGGUGAGUGGAGGACUCGAAGCCUUAUUGGCUGGAAGCGGGAAAUAGAAGUGGGAGGGGGAGGUGAGGACGUGUCCAAAGGAGAGGCCGGCCAGCUGAACAUUCAUGAUGAUGAUUGCAUUCUUACUGUGGACUCCAGCAGCGAUGAAGAAUUUGAGCCCUGUGUGACCAGAAUGAACACUCAGAAUGGGAACUCGGACUGUGUGGUGAUUGACUUGGUGUCCGAUGACGAUGAGGAACACUUCCCCGAGGAAGAUGGAAAUGAGAUUCUGGAAGUGUUAUGUGAUACUGACAAGUUUACGGGCCAGGAGCUCCCAAUAAUCAUCAGUGAUGAUGAUGAUGAUGAUGAUGAUGAUGAUAGUAGUGAUGUGGAGAUGGAUGUGAUCAUAGAAGACGAUACAGCUGAUGAGGGCCACAUUUUCUCAGUCGAAAAGGAGAUGGAGCAGUUUGCUCUCUCCGAGUAUAAUUCAUCUGAUGUUACUGGUGAAAAUCUCUCCCAACCACCAGAUGUGGCUGAGAUUGAAGUAGAGCUUUCAGAUAUAAAUAUAUCGGAUGCAGAGCUUGAACCUGUGGAGGAACAACCAAGGAAAAGAAAAUGUAAAACCAAAAAUAUAUGUACAACACCUGCUGUUAAAGGACGAAAGCAGCUUCAGUCUUCAAAGAAGAAGCCCAGAGCAGUGUGUGCUAAGAAGCUUGAGACUAAACACACUGAUUGCAAUAUACCUGGAUGUUUCUUUCGUGACAUUGAAAAGCAAAAGCAGUAUUCUGGAAGGAACUUCAAAAGAAACAAGGAUGAACUGGUUCAGAGACUGUAUACCCUGAUUAAUGAAACUAUCUUUGGUAACAAGCUGCCCGAGAGACUGGACAUCCGCUGGAAUAAAAAGAUGCUGAGAACCGCUGGCCUGUGCAGCUCCGGCAGACAUCAUUACCCGAAAGAGCGCUACACUAGGAUUGAGAUUUCCAUAAAGGUCUGCGACUCUGCAGACCGAAUCCGGGAUACUUUGGUCCAUGAAGUAUGCCACGCGGCCUCUUGGCUGCUGGAUGGCAUUCGUGAUUCUCAUGGCGAUGCAUGGAAAUACUAUGCCAGAUUGUGUAACAUGGUGCACCCUGAGCUGCCCUUGGUCACCCGUUGCCAUAACUACAAGAUCAACUACAAGAUUUAUUAUGAGUGUUCUCGGUGCAAAACCAGGAUUGGGCGCUACACCAGAUCCUUGGAUGUCCAGCGCUAUGUGUGUGCCGAAUGCAAGGGGCGGUUGGUGGUGCUGCCAUUAACUCGGAAAGAUGGCACCCCCAUAAAGCCCCAUGUGAGACCAUUUGCCAAGUAUGUGCAGCAGCAUUACAGACCGGUUAGACAGCAGACCGCAGGCAUCGACCAUGGGGAUGUGAUGAGAACCCUCAGCAAGGAUUAUUUUAUCUGUAAACAAAAGCAAAACCAAAACCAAAACCAAGACCAAAAUCAAAAUAGUGGAGGUAACUGA